CUAUUAGCAGGCGCGUGGUAGUGAUGGCGGCUCGCAGUGAGACUUUCCCUGUCACUGGAUACUACUCCCGGCUCCUGCCGCCGCCGCGGCAGCCGCGUUCCGAGCCCGCCCUUUGCAGCAGCAGCGCCGUCGGGCAGCAGGGGCCAGGGGGCGGCAGCGCGGUGAGUGCCGGCCGGCGGCAGCCCGCGCGCCGCGCAGCAUGGGGCUGCUGGAGCGGACGAGGAAAGAAUGGUUCAUUGUGGGGAUCGUGCUGGUGAUCGCCGUGGCUAAGCUGGAGCCCGCCGUUGGGGCGAAAGGGGGACCACUGAAGCCAGAAAUUACGAUAACAUACAUUGCUGUUUCCGCUAUAUUCUUUAACAGUGGACUCUCAUUAAAAACUGAGGAGCUGACAAGUGCUUUGAUGCAUGUGAAACUACACCUUUUUGUCCAGAUCUUUACACUUCUGUUCUUCCCAACAGCAAUAUGGCUUUUUCUUCAAGCAUUAUCAGUCACACCUAUAAAUGAAUGGCUUUUAAAAGGUUUGCAGACUGUAGGCUGUAUGCCACCUCCUGUAUCCUCUGCGGUGAUUUUAACCAAAGCUGUUGGUGGAAAUGAGGCAGCUGCUAUAUUUAACUCAGCCUUUGGAAGUUUUUUGGGUAUUGUUAUAACUCCACUGCUACUGCUGCUUUUUCUUGGAUCAUCCUCUUCUGUGCCUUUUACAUCGAUAUUCUCACAGCUGUUUAUGACUGUUGUAGUUCCUCUUAUUAUUGGACAGAUUGUCCGAAGACGCAUCAAGGAUUGGCUUGAGAGGAAGAAACCUCCAUUUGGUGCUAUCAGCAGCUGUGUGCUCCUGAUGAUCAUCUAUACAACUUUCUGUGACACUUUCUCCAAUCCAAAUAUUGACCUUGAUAAAUUUAGCUUGAUUAUAAUAGUGUUCAUAAUAUUUUUUGUUCAGCUGAGCUUCAUGCUUUUAACUUUCCUCUUUUCUACAAGGAAUAACUUUGGUUUCACACCAGCAGACACAGUGGCUAUCAUUUUUUGUUCCACACAUAAAUCCCUCACCCUGGGCACUGAAGUUAACAAGACAGCCCAAAGCACCGGUGAAGGUAUAACAAUGGAAGGAGUCCGUGUUUCAGUGAAUGUAUAUAUGUACUAUACUGUACACACACAGAUAAUUGAGAAGACUGGUAUUUGUGAAUGUUGCUUUAGCGCAUAUUUUAUUUUUAUAUCUAUAUUAAAAAAGAUAUAUCUGUUUAAGUGCCUUAAAAAUGCAUUUUUGGCAAAAGCAUUGUUUCCAGAAGCCACUUUGUUAGUUACUGCAAGAGAUUGUACAGUAUUUUGUAGUCAUUUAGUUUUUAUUUUUCUAACAGAACAAAUUAUCAUAAUUAAAAGCUGUGUUCCCUUCAUCACCUCUCAUUUGAAGCUAGGAUGCACCACCUGUAAGUUAGUGUUUUAAACUAGCUAAAAUGACCCAGGGCACAUCCCUGUGCUGGCUAACUUUAGAGCAGUGCUUUCUGAAGUUCUGUUCAAGAUUAACUUGAAUUUCUUAUGUGAUUCUCUUAUCCUCCCUAGUCAUAUGACUGUGACAUGCCUUUUUCUUCUGAGUUUGUGUACACUCAGCAUGGGGCCAUCCAUUGGGUAGGAGCUGAGAAGCAUAAAUUAUUUGCAUUUGUUGACACAGUUGUCUAGACAUUCCUUCAAAGUUAAUGGUUUCUCAAGAAAUUUCUUUCAGUUCCGUAUUAUGAUAUCGUGGCAUUGUAGAUCUUAAGUGCAUCAUAAGUGUCUUCAAAGAAAUGGUCUGGUGCUUGAGUUAUGAGUGAAAUAUUUGCGUUUUGCAGCUAAGAGGGUUUUUUAUUAUUUAUCCAAGGUGAACAGAAAUUGUUUUUUUUUUCCUAUUCUUUCUUCCAAAUGCAACACAGAGAUUUGCAGUGACAGAAUUUAGUUGCUCUGUUUUAAAUAGAAUCUUUACCAUAGUAAAAGCAAAACUAAGUUAUAUAUUGCCAUGUUAAUAAACCUCUUGAGAACAAGAAAGUUGACAGUUUUUUUCUCUAACUGAGAAGGUUAUAAGCAAAUUAAGAAGGAAGCUUCUAACAACAAGAACAUUAUCAUGGUUAAUUUGACAAUCAAAUGCAAAUAUUUUCUUUUAAAAUAUAGAUUUUUUUUUUAAUAAACAGAGAAAAGGGACCAGGGAUACAUGUAUGCCCAGAAAGAAAGGAGUACAGGUAUAUAGUUGAACACACAACAACAAGCACUUUAUUCAAAACGUCAAGCAAUUAGAAUGGGUGCAUUAACAUGGACUCCAAGAUGUACCUAUCUGCUAGAAUUGUGGUGGUGACUUCCAUUAAAAAAUAAAAGGGAAAAAAAGUAAACUUCGAACAGUAAAAUAGAUAAAAGUACAGAGUUCAGAGGUAUCCUGCAUGUCACUAUUCCCCUUGCACUCAAUUGCAUUGCAAGUACUCACUGCAAACACAAAGGGGAAGAUCCUCAGUUUGUCUCUGCCAUAGCUCCAUUGAGCUAUGAACAUUUAUACCAGCUGAUGAUCUGUCCUAAGAUGCCUGGGAUACAUGUCCCCAUGUGUUGGUCAAAUUAUUUUUAGCUGUAUCUCUCCUGUUAUUCUUGGUUUAACAUAAGAAGAUUCCAUUCGGUGCCAAGCAGAGAUGCCUUGUGUUAGUAGAGGUCUCUAGUAGGCUGCUCCAUUGCCAUUGAGAUUAAAAUAUCAGACGUUAUUAUUACUGGUUGUCAGUGAUGUGUUUUGAAAUCAUCAGUCCCUAAUUAUAAAACUUGCAAGCAACAAAGAUCCUGCAAGGUGUUGACGUCCUCAGUUUCCAUUGACUAGAGUUGACCCAAUGAAACGAAACACGAAUGAGAGUUCAGAGUGCUCAGUGCUUUGCAAGACUGAGCCUGUAUUGUCUAAGCUUCUUUUCAGCUGCAAAGAAUGCACAGAGCAGUGGCCAGUGAGCUCAAAGAUGUUUUUGACAAGUGUGCCUUUAGAAGUGUGCUCAAACCCAGUUACGAAAGUAGAUCAAACGUAAGUUUUUAGCUCCAAAUAAUAAGCGUUUUCAAUAAAGUGGCUCCAUAUGCAUCAAAAUUCGUUUGCCUAAUGCUUAAGAACACUGGGAGCAGCCAAGGGUUGGCUAAAGGGCACAGUUCCAUUCUAACUUUUUUGUUUUGUUUCCAUGAAUCUGUCUGUGAACCCUCAAAGUAUAAAAAGGCCUGAUCCAGCUCCAAUUGAGAUCAGUGAAUCUUUCCAUUGGCUUUAAUAAACGUUGAAUCAGGCCCAAAGACAGCAUGAGUUUGUGGUUGACUGUUAUAAAUUAUUAAAAGAAUUCUAGCACACACAGUUGCUUUUUCCCCCUUCAUUGGUUGUGUCUUGUCUAAACAGUCAAUACACUGCUAAUAUUCCAACUGAUCUACCUCUCUGUACUGAAUCUAAUGCCUUCAGUACAUGCAACAACUAGUUUAGAUUCCACUGAAAAUGUCUGUCUUUGUUAUAAUUUUACUGUGUUAAAAAUAUUCUUAAGACUAUUUUCCAGAUAAUUUUGUUAGAUCCUUUAGUGUAAUUAGUGAUGGUUUAGAGCAGCCUAAAUGGUAUGUUUAUUCCUGUUUUUACAUAAAUUAAUGUUGGAUGUAUUGUUUUGAACGAGAUAUAAAGCAAAUCUGAAAUACAUUUUUAAAUCCAUACUUAGUGGAACUUAAUUAUUCAUAUCCAAAAUAUUCUGUUAUGUUUAAAGAUGGUUAAGCUGUUCAUUUUAUGCCUUCAAUUACGCUUACAUGUCUUUAUAAAAGGAACACAUGGGACUUAGUUUUGUUAAUGUGAAAUUAGGGGAAAGACAAACUUCCUUAUCUGAGUCUGUGUUUGGGGUGCGGGGUUGUAAGUUGAAGUUUCAUUCUUUUAUCAGUGAAUUUUCUGCAUGUUCCUUUUUAAAAAAAAAAAGUGUGAACAAUUUUUAAAAUAUUUUACUAAUUAAAUUGAAAAAAGUUCUUUGUCUA
This is a messenger RNA of Gopherus flavomarginatus (Mexican gopher tortoise), 3969 nucleotides long. RefSeq names its product solute carrier family 10 member 7 (gene SLC10A7). The coding region runs from base 200 to 1435 and encodes 411 amino acids. The transcript has 11 exons. The record is from RefSeq and is a predicted model, not a curated record. Gene Ontology annotation, cellular component: plasma membrane. NCBI's taxonomy places the organism in Eukaryota, Metazoa, Chordata, Testudines, Testudinidae.